GCUGGUUUUCGCGACCGAGUGGAAUCGCCGGUCUUUGCUGUGGCCACCUGAGCCUGCAGGAUGUUUCACGGGAUCCCAGCCACUCCGGGCAUGGGAGCACCUGGAAACAAGCCCGAGCUCUAUGAGGAAGUGAAACUGUACAAGAACGCCCGGGAGCGGGAGAAGUAUGACAACAUGGCGGAGCUGUUUGCAGUUGUGAAGACAAUGCAGGCUCUGGAGAAGGCGUACAUCAAGGACUGCGUCACCCCCAACGAGUACACUGCAGCCUGUUCCCGGCUCCUGGUCCAGUACAAAGCCGCCUUCCGGCAGGUUCAGGGCGCAGAAAUCAGCUCCAUUGAUGAAUUCUGCCGCAAGUUCCGUCUGGACUGCCCACUCGCCAUGGAGAGGAUCAAGGAGGACCGACCUAUCACCAUUAAGGAUGACAAGGGCAACCUGAACCGCUGCAUUGCCGAUGUUGUCUCGCUCUUCAUCACAGUGAUGGACAAACUGCGCCUGGAGAUCCGUGCCAUGGAUGAGAUCCAGCCUGACCUGCGGGAGCUGAUGGAGACGAUGCACCGCAUGAGCCACCUGCCCCCUGACUUCGAGGGCCGCCAGACCGUCAGCCAGUGGCUGCAGACCCUGAGCGGCAUGUCGGCCUCUGAUGAGCUGGAUGACUCCCAGGUGCGCCAGAUGCUCUUUGACCUGGAGUCGGCCUACAACGCCUUCAACCGCUUCCUGCAUGCCUGAGGCCUCCCUGUCCCGGGGGUCUGGGGAGGAGGGCUCUCAGGUGGGCCCAGUACAGGGCUGCAGGUGCGCUGCAUGCCUGACCCCCGGAUGGUCUGCAUGUGUGUCUGUCCAUGGUGUCUCAGCCCUGGAGCCUCCUCCCUGCCCUCCCUGGAAUAAAGACACUUUCUGAC
Molecule: messenger RNA, 896 nt
Organism: Zalophus californianus (California sea lion)
Lineage: Eukaryota; Metazoa; Chordata; Mammalia; Carnivora; Otariidae
Product: vacuolar protein sorting-associated protein 28 homolog
Exons: 1
Coding region: 61-726 (221 amino acids)
Biological process (GO): protein transport to vacuole involved in ubiquitin-dependent protein catabolic process via the multivesicular body sorting pathway
Cellular component (GO): ESCRT I complex
Molecular function (GO): protein-containing complex binding
Source: RefSeq, a predicted model, not a curated record